AUGGCUUUUGCAAGACACCCCUCACUGUUCAGGACACUGCUCCUAGUGCUGAUCCUGGUGCUCUCAGCUAAAUCAGCCCACGGGAGGGCUGUACGGACUGUACCCAACAAGGAAGGAGGCACUGAUGAGAAAAUGAGCGACGACUGCCCGACCCAAAAGAAUUCCAGAUUCCCUCUAAGUGUGAAAGUCAACAUACACAUCAGCAGCCCCAGUCAUGCUAUCAGAAUGGCUCAUGAUGUCAGGAACCGGUCUAUAUCUCCUUGGGAUUACAGCAUGACCAAGGAUCCCAACCGGUUCCCCGAAGUGAUCGCCGAGGCCAAGUGCCGCCAUUACAGCUGCAUGAAUGCCUUGGGGCAGAAGGACUACAGCAUGAACUCUGUCCCCAUCCAGCAGGAGAUCCUUGUUCUCCGACGGGAGCAGAGAGGCUGCCAGCACGCCUACCGGCUGGAGAAGCAGCUCAUCACCGUAGGCUGUACCUGCGCUGUGCCUGUUCUCCAUCAUCACUCCUAAGAGGGUCAAUCCUAAGAGGGUCAGGACAUGGACAGUUAGCCAAUAUAACAAAUGACAUGUGUAACAAAUUCAUGAUUACUCUGAUCUGUCAGAUCCUCAUGAAAUUUAACCUGAAUUUCAAUACAGAAUUGGGGGUAGGAGUGGGAAUUUUUUCCAGUGCUGAUUAAUAUUUACAUUAUGGUAGGGCCUCCGGGCUCUGAUCACGGACCCCUUUGUGCUAGGUGCUGUACUGAGAUAAAAGUAGAAAUGGACCAUGCCCUGAAGAGCUUGAAGUCUAAGAAGACAAGCAUCAUACAAAAGGAAGGGAAGCAGGAGAUGUAAAUUCUGAUUUGUGAGAGAGCACAGCUAUGUUCCCAAAUUGUUUUGUGUGUGUACAUGUCUGUAUCUGACAUAGAAAACUGUAAAUCGAUGUAAGACUAGCUCUACACUAGAAAGAGUUUGCCAGGACACCCUCUGAGUGCUUUUGCCAGUAUGGCUUAUACUGGUUCAGCAAGGGAAAUAAACUAUACUGGCAAAUGCAUCUUUAUGCUGAUAUAACUGCAUCUAUACUAGGCUUUUUCUUAUAGAAAUAUUGCACCCCCCCCAAAAAAAAUCCCACCUCUAAUUAACUUUGCUAUUCCAGCAACUGUUUCUAGUGUAGCUCUGACUAAGAGAUUUUGGGCCUGAUUCUGAUCUCAUUUACACUGGUUUUAUCCUGUUAUAACUCCUGUGAUUAAGUGAGAGAAGUGGACCCACUGGCUUCUGCUGGAGUUUAGCAAU
This is a messenger RNA of Dermochelys coriacea (leatherback sea turtle), 1269 nucleotides long. It is a transcript of the gene IL17A, whose product is annotated as interleukin 17A. Gene Ontology annotation, cellular component: extracellular region. Lineage: Eukaryota; Metazoa; Chordata; Testudines; Dermochelyidae. Bases 1 to 510 code for a protein of 169 amino acids. The record is from RefSeq and is a predicted model, not a curated record. Gene Ontology annotation, molecular function: cytokine activity. The transcript is spliced from 3 exons. Gene Ontology annotation, biological process: inflammatory response.